UGAUCGAGAUAAAAGGAGAAAACCUAAACUUCUUAUCCGAACCAGUAGAGCUAAUAAAUUUUACGCCACCCAAAAUUGUUCGUCUGAAACCUUCAAAGACUUCAAAAAAAGUAUUGAUGAACUCGAACUCUCUCAUUGUUGAAGAGCAGGUAAUUCGUGAAGAUAAUUGGAAUACAAAAAUUUUAAAACGUGCGGAGAAGUUUGUGAAUGAGGCGGCUGAAGACCUUUUGCGCAAAGCUAUACAGAGAUGCUUUGUAUUAUGUAAAAAUGGUGGUGAAAGUGUGGCAGAAAAUCUGUUAAAAUCUGUUGCUGAACUUGAGUGUGUUGUGCUCAAUAGAAAGGUGUCAAAAAUUAAAGAAUACCUCGAUAGUUGUUCAAAUAAGUGGGAAAACAGAGAUGAAUUUCUUGAAAUGAAAAAAAAAACAAACCCGAUAUGCUGUGAUAUCAUUAAGAACAUAUCAUCAGAAAUUUAUGUUGAGAACAAAAAUCAUCAAGUUUGUAUUAUUAUUAUAGUAGGUGUGUGUUAUUGUGAUGGAUUCUUUUUGGGAUUGGGUGCAGCAUCCGCAGCAUUUGCGACAGAAUAUGCAAGUUAUCUUAACCUAGCAAGACUAGCAGGACUUUUGUCUAGUGUGGUAGGUUAUCAAUUUACCUUUUUUCGCCAUAAAUGUGAAGCCAACUACCGGGAAAUUAUCAAAUUCUUAUUGCAACAACUAAAAUCCCCCAAUAACAUGAUGAAUGUAAAAUUCAUUAAUUCGCCUUUCCAUAAUGAGGAAGCGCUUGUCAACAGAUGGAAGGAACUUGGCUAUAUGAAUAAGAAUUCUAAGCAAAUUGUUAAAGAUAUGCCAUUUCGUACGGAUACUGAAGAAUCUGCAACAAAUAUGAUCUUCCCCAGCUUUUCUAUGACAUCUUCUGGUUGA
Dentiscutata heterogama is the source of this 917-nucleotide messenger RNA. NCBI's taxonomy places the organism in Eukaryota, Fungi, Glomeromycota, Glomeromycetes, Diversisporales, Gigasporaceae. The record is from the annotation of a GenBank genome assembly.